Bursaphelenchus xylophilus (pine wood nematode) is the source of this 1742-nucleotide messenger RNA. Lineage: Eukaryota; Metazoa; Nematoda; Chromadorea; Rhabditida; Aphelenchoididae. The record is from the annotation of a GenBank genome assembly.
AUGAUGUUUCCAGCAGGAAAAUGGAAGAUCUUGAUGAUGUUCGUGAUGCAAGUCUGCAUUUGGUCAGUUUCCGGAGGUAAUUUGUUUUGAUUUUGAUGCCUGUUUUAUUCGAUAUUGUGAUGGGUAGAUGUUCAAAAUUAGUUUGAUUUUGGGUUUUUUCUGCCCCCAGGUUAUCUCGAUGUUUUAGAGCAAUGCAUCUACGAUCCGACUACAGUCGACAAAAAUCAGGACAGUUUCUUUUUGUUUGGGUUGGCUACGGAAGCUGGAGCCGGCGUGAGUUUCGAUGGGUUGAAGGCACAUUUCUUUGCGAUCCACAACGGCGCGGAGAAGAGGUCUCCAAAACGUGUUUUUACCAAGGCCAAUGGUACGUACUGCUUGGUUUUUAUAUUGGUUUAAUAGGUGUCAUGCAUUCUAAAAACCUUCGAUUGUUGGCCGAGAAACCACAAGUGUUCUUUGCCAUUGGAAAGGCGGAAGAAAAUGGCUUCGUCAAGAUCUUGGUCACAAAAAUUACUUACGACCCUGCCAAUUCCGCGUGAGUUUGUUUUUGUGUGAUUUAUCUGGGUUUAGUCCGGUCACAAUGGUCGAAAUGGACCGCUUAUUCAAUGAUAUUGCGAAUAUUGAAGAGUAUUCUCUGGAAACCGCUUUUCUUAUGAAUGGUCACAUCAUCAACUUGAAGCCAUGUCUGGUUUGGAAGACCGACGGUGAGGAUUUGUCCACGAUGAAGUUCAAAGUUGAGGCUUGCGUGAAGGAGGAUGUCCAAGGUGCCGCAACCGUCGAAGUCCCUGCAGAGGCUAUUGUGGAAGAAAAAAAGGUUGGAUUUGUGCAAUGGGAUACGUUUUUCACUGUGUUACGUAAAAUAAUAUAAUUGGUUUCAGUUCCCCGGUACGUAUAUGGAGGAUGGCAGCUAUCAUUUUGAGGGAUACAGUCUCGAUCAAGGGAAGCCGGUUGGCGUGGAAACUUGUGUGAAGACCUUUGAAGAGUGAGAUUCUUUGUAGAUAUUAAUUGUGGUGUAUAAUAGUGCAUAAAAAUGUGUUUUUUAGUAUCAAAGAUGGCGUAAACCUGAUCACUAUCAAGUAAGUUCGCUAGUAGUUGAAAAUUUGAUUUUUAGGUUUCACAACGGACAGCAUAGGUGUUUUACGAGUAAUGUCAAGUUCCAAGUUCAGUUCCGAUCGCCGGCGUUGGCCGCAACCUCGACUUCGCAGGAAUUGUGCAAACAGGCCUUUGACUAUUUCCAUGAGCAGCCUGAAGAAGAAGUUAGGUCCAACGUUACCGCGCCGAGUAUUCAUAUCGAUGCAAAGAGGGAUUGCGACACGUAAGUGGCUAGAAUGAGGUCAAAAGUCGUGUUUAUCGGGAUGUUUGCUGGUUUUAAGAAGCGCGAUGUUUAAAUUUGGAAUAUUUUUUAUUCCAAAUAUAGUUUAUUCAUUUUACGGGAUCUGAGAGCCUUCUUUUCUAGCGAUGUGAUCUCUCGUUUCAAACAAAACGCUGGUCUGAUUGGUGCUGGAGUGACUGCUGUUGUCUCCACGCUUGUCGCAAUUAUCAUUUUCGCUCUCGGAAUGGUCGGCCGAGUCAGGUAUCAGCGCCAUAAGAGAGAGAAGUUGGAGCUUCUCGGAUCCGCCGCCUACACGGUCACUGAAGCCACGACUAUGACGAUGACCGCAGACCAGUCUCAAAUGUCCCAAGUCGGAUCUCAGGCGACCUCAACUGUCCAAUCACAAAUGUCGAACAAGUCCAAGAAACCGUAG